CACUGGAAGACACGAGACAGCGAGGAGUACGAGGCCGAGGGGCAGCUGCGCUUCUGGAACCCAGAUGACCUAAACGCUUCUCCUGGAGCAUCACUGCCCACCCCAGACUGGAUAGAGGAGAAACUGCAGGAGGUCUGUGAGAACCUUGGCAUUACCAGGGAUGGCCACCUCAACAGGAAAAAGCUCAUCUCCAUCUGUGAGCAGUAUGGGCUCCAAACAGCAGCUGGGGAGGUGCUUGAAGAGGUGCUCCACAACCUGGAGCAAGAUGAGACCAUGAGUGUAGAGGACUUCUUCUAUGGCUUGUUUAAGAAUGGCAAGUCACUGACACCCUCGGCGUCCACUCCCUACAGACAGCUGAAACGACACCUCUCCAUGCAGUCCUUCGAUGAAAGCGGGCGGCGCACCACCACCCCCUCGGCCAUGCCCAGCACCGCCGGCUUCUGCCUCUUCUCCAGCCUGGAUGAUGGCAUGGGCCACGGCUGCGUGGAGGAUGUCCUCGACUGCUGGCACCAGGAGGGCAUAGAGAACAGCCAGGAGAUCCUGAAGGCUUUGGAUUUCAGCUUGGAUGGGAAGGUGAACUUGACAGAGCUGACGCUGGCCCUGGAAAACGAGCUGCUGAUAACCAAGAAUGGAGUCCACCAGGCAGCCCUGGCCAGCUUCAAAACAGAGAUCAGACACUUGCUGGAGAGGGUGGACCAAGUGGCCAGAGAGAAGGAGAAGCUGCGGUCGGACUUGGAAAAAGCUGAAAAGCUGAAAUCCCUGAUGGCCUCAGAAGUGGACGACCACCACGCAGCCAUUGAGCGCCGGAACGAGUACAACCUCAGGAAGCUGGACGAGGAGUACAAGGAGAGGAUUGCAGCUCUGAAGAACGAGCUGAGGAGGGAGCGGGAGCAGAUCCUGCAGCAGGCCAACAAGCAGCGGCUGGAGCUGGAGCAGGACAUGGAGAAGCUGAAAACUGAAGAGGGCUACAUGCGGGACCGCCUGGCCCUUGCCCUGAAGGAGAACAGCCGCCUGGAAAAUGAGCUGUUGGAAUCAGGAGAAAAACUGGCUGAGUAUGAGAGCUUGGCAAGCAAACUGCAGAGGAACUUGGAAAAUGUCCUGGCUGAGAAGUUUGGUGACCUGGACCCCAGCAGUGCCGAGUUCUUCCUGCAGGAGGAGAGGCUGGCCCAGAUGAGAAGCGAGUACGAGCGGCAGUGCCGGGAGCUGCAAGACCAGAUAGAUGAGCUGCAUUCAGAGCUCCAGGAGUACCGUGCUCAGGGCAAAGUGCUCAGACCUUCACUGAAAAAUUCACUGUCAGAAGAGUUUGACUUUGAUAUGAAAAGUCAUGGCAAUAGUGGUAUUGAGCCUGACCAAGGACUUGGUUCAGAAGACUGCAACCCAUUAAACAUGAGCAUAGAGGCAGAGAUGGCUAUUGAACAAAUGAAGGAGCAACAUCACAGGGAUCUGCAUCACCUCAAACAGGAGCUUGAAGACACAGUGAGCCAUUAUGAAAAGCAGCUAGAUGAGACAAAAACCCACUGUGAAAAGGAGCAGGAGGAUAUGAGGAAGAAAUAUGCUGAAGAGAUGCACGUCAUGGAAAAGCAAAUAACUGGCCUUAAACAUCAGAUUGCAGAACUGCAAGGAGAGGCAGCAGUGCUCAGAGAACAGCAGGAAAAGCUUGACUGUAAAUAUCAUGAUGAGAAAAAUGAAUUGCAGAUGCAUUUUGAGGAGGAAAAAGCCAAUCUGCAAGAACUAUUGAGGCAGGAACAUGAAGAUGAUGUUAGAGCCAGGCUGGAGCAGGUAAAUGAGAAGUUCAGUCAAGAACGGGAAGAACUGAUUCAAAAUGGUGUCUGGGUGGAAGAAAAGAUGAGAGUUUUAGUGCAGACACUGCAGGAGGAGAAGGGAGAGUUGGAACGUGGCUUUCAGGAGCAGCUGAAAAGGAUGGCAGAGGUGCAUGCCCUGGAGAAGGAGGAGCUCCAGCAAGAGCUGCUGAGGAAGCACGAGCAGGACCUGGAGGAGGAAAGGAAAAAAAUGGAAAGUGACUAUAACAGAAGAGCAUCUCAAGCAGAAACUCAGUUUUCUGUCAACACACAAACCCUUGUGAAUAAAUACGAAGAAACAAUCCAGAAUCUGGAAGGACGUUACCAGCGAGAGUUGCGUGAACUUGCCGAGCAGCGGAGAGAGGAGAAAUCUCAGUGGGAGUUUGAAAAGGAUGAGAUUGCUCAGGAGGUUGCUGAAGCCCACGAGCAACUGAAGUCAAGUCUGGCAAAUGAAAAGGCUGUUUCUUCUGCCCUGACCCAGGAGAAGGAUCUCUUGGAGAAAAACUUCAAGGAAGAAGUGAACAAGCUUGUGUGUGAAAGAGAGCAGCUUCAGAAGGAGCUGCAAGAGCUGAGGAGUGCUGCAGAGAAGCAAGAGCAAAAGCUGAAGGAUAAAAUAACACAACUCCAAAAUGACCAUGAAAAAGAGCUAAAGAACAAAGAGGAGCAUCUAUCUGUGGUGGAGGAAAAUGGGAAGCUGGUUAGGCAAAAGCUAGAGAGGCUUGACAGUGAGUAUAAGCAAGAGAAAGAAGACCUCAAUUCCAAACUUCUCGCUUUGGAGAAUUUAAACAAAGACAUUUGUGUAAAAGCAGAAACAGAAAAGGCCGAGAUGAAUUUGGAAAUCUCAAACCUCCAAGGGAAAAUCCAGAAACUGCAGUGGGAGACCCAUAGUUUUUCCAUGCUCCAGAAUCAUUAUAGGCUCCUGGAAAAUGAGUAUGCCAAAGCAAAGAGCAAAAUCGCUUCUUUCUCUGGUAUGGCCCCUCUGGGAGAUGAUGUGGAUGUCCUGCUAAAUCUGCAGAAAGUGCACGAGCAAGCUGUGAAGGAAAAUGUCAGGAUGGCUGCUGAGAUCAUCAGGCUGCAGCACAGGUUGGGAGCUGUGAAGCGGGAGCCCACGAGACCUCCCAUUUCUGACUCGGAAUCAUCUCUGCUGCCAGAUGAAAUGGAUCCCAGUUUUGAAGGGUUGCCCAGUGAUUGUAAAGAGCUGGAGGAGGGAACAGUUCAGCUUUUGGAAGCGGAUACUACAGACCUGGAAGAAAUGGCUGAGAUUGAGUCAGAUUUGGAGGAAGUAUGUGGUAAAGCCAGAGCAGGGAGAGAUCUUGAGGAAACUCUUGAGAGAGUUCCCAGACCCAAAAGGCCGCUCAAUAAUGUUAAACAGCAGAAGGUCCAUCUGCUAAAUCACAGCAUAGCUCACCAAAAUAAAGGGUCUGUUUCUGAUGCUUUGAAACUGCAGGUUGAUCUUGAGAAGGCUGAAGAACUGAGUGACACCUCUCUCCAGCUUGAUCAUGCUCCCAGGUCAACAAAUGGUGACCUGAAAAGCGUCAUAGCUCAGCUUUGGGAAAGGGUGGAAGAGUUAGAAGACAGAUUAAUGGCACAGGCUGAACUUCUGUCCCUGCAAGAAGAAAUUCAGGUAGAAAAUGAGGAGCUGAAAUCUGAAAUGAUAAAGUUAGUUGAAAAAAAUGAAGUGCUAGAAGACAGCCUGCGAAAACUGAGAAGCCUUCAUUGCAAGCUGGAAGGUGAUGAGCUCAGAGAGGCAAACGCCCAGGUCCUUCACAAAGUUAAAGAAUUGGAAGAUGUCCAAGAACAAGAUGCAGAAGGAGAUGCAGAGGCACACGGUGAGGAGCUGAGACUGCAGUGCCAGCUAGAAGAACAUGCCACCACGUUUACAGGGCAGCAAGACAAGCACACCCACAGUGCCAGCGCAGUGGAAGAAAUGGGGGAGCUGCCAGAACCCCACAGGAAGCUGCAGGAGAAAGCUGCUGCUCUGGUUAACCCAAACAUCACCCAUGUCCACGGCGAGAGGGACGUGGUGGCCCACGGCUUACAAAGCACGUGCACCCAGCUGCAGCAAAAAGUUGAUCUCCUGAGGUGUGAAGCUGAGAAGCUGAGAGAAGAGAAUGUUCUGCUGAAGAAUGAGGUGACUUUGUUAAAUGAGGAAGGGAGUGCUGCCAGCCUGAAGCUGAGGGAGCUGAGUGGAUCCCCAGAAGAAAUGAGGCAAAAGAUAGAAGCUGUGAGAAAGGAGAAGGCUGUACAGAAGAUGGUUGACAACUUGAAAAAGCAGGUAGCAGAUCUGAAGACCAGGAACCAGCAGCUGGACUCUGAAAAUACAGAACUUAACCAGAGGAACUCCAAAAAUCAAGCAGAUGUGCAGGAUCUUAAUCAACAGUUGGCAAGAGUGCUCAAGCAGAAGGAAAGGGAGGUGGGAAAGUGUACCCUGGAAGAAUGGGAAAAAGAGAGACUGGCUCUAAAAGAGGAACUGGAGAACUCCAAAGUAAAGUCAUCAAAUCUGGUGUCUUCCUUGGAGAUGGAGGUGUCAAAAUUGAAGGUCCAAGCUCAUAUAUUGGAGCAGGAGAACCACAUGCUGAAGCAGGAAGUCGAGAACACAAAACAGCUGCCCAGAUGUCCUGACCUCUCUGACCUUCAAAAUGAAGUUUCGAGCUUAGUGACUAAAAAUGAGACGCUGCAGAAAGAGAAAGAAGCCCUGAGUGAGGAAUUAAACAGGUGUAUUGAUAAGGUAGCUAAAGUAAGCUGCUUAGAGAAUGCAGUUGGCAGCUUGAAGCAGGAGCAGAAGUGCUGGGAACAGCAGAGUCAGGCACUGAAGGCACAGCUCACUGUUUCACAGGAGAAGGUUCAGAGUCUGGAUGAAACACUGCAAAACACCAACCUCCAAAUGGCCCGACUCAAAUCAGACUUGUGGGUGACACAGCAGGAGAAGGAAACUCUCAAACAAGAAGUGAUGUCUUUGCACAAGCAACUGCAGAAUGCCAAUGAAAAGAAUCGGGUUCUAGAACGGGCUGUGCCUUCCUCAGGGCUGCAGGACCAACAAAGGCAGCUCCACUGGGAUGAACUGGCCCAUCUGAUGAAACAGGAGCAGCACCUGCUCAGGCAGGAGAAUGAAAGGCUCCAGAGAGAAGCCCAGAGCACCAAAACAGACCUGGCUCACUCCAGGGAGAAGAUCCGACAGCUGGAAUCUACUGUUCUUUCAUUGAAGCACCAAAAGCAUCAAAGCCAGUCAGGUAUCGUCAAAGCCAUGGAGCAAGAGAAAUUAAGCUUGAAGAGAGAGUGUGAACAGCUUCAGAAGGAGUUGUCCUCUGCAAACAGGAAGAUCAGUCAGAUGAAUUCUCUUGAACGUGAACUGGAAAGCAGCUCAGAAAACGAAGGGCUUAGAAAAAAGCAAGUCAAACUGGAUGAUCAGUUGAUGGAGAUGCUCCACUCGAGCGGCGGCGUGACGCGUAGCCAGGCUCCGCACCCCCGGGAGCUCCAGCAGCAAGGCUGUGCCACCGUGCCCAAGGAACAGCUCCUGCAGCUCCAGCACCAGCUGCUGCAGGCAGAGAGGAGGAGUCAACGUCUUCAGGAGGAACUGGAAAGCAGACCCUCUGAAACAAACAUGCAGCAGGGGGGUCAUGAGCAUCUUCUAAAAAUGAUGGAAGAACGUAUGAUGGAUGUUGAACAGAAACUAAGGCUUGUGAAGAGGCUUCUCCAAGACAAAGUAAAUCAGCUGAAAGAACAACUUUCCAAGAACACUAAAGCAGAUGCCAUGGUCAAGGAUCUGUACGUUGAGAAUGCACAACUGCUGAAGGCUUUGGAAAUGACAGAACAGAGGCAGAAAACUGCUGAAAGGAAAAACUAUUUAUUAGAAGAAAAAAUUGCCAACCUGAAUAGAAUAGUGAAGAAUUUGGCAUCACCAUCCUUUAAUUCAGCACCUGAGAUAAGGUCAUAG
Merops nubicus (carmine bee-eater) is the source of this 5733-nucleotide messenger RNA. RefSeq names its product ninein (GSK3B interacting protein) (gene NIN). The annotation marks the transcript as partial. Gene Ontology annotation, cellular component: pericentriolar material; centrosome; ciliary transition fiber. NCBI's taxonomy places the organism in Eukaryota, Metazoa, Chordata, Aves, Coraciiformes, Meropidae. Gene Ontology annotation, biological process: centrosome-templated microtubule nucleation; microtubule anchoring at centrosome; centrosome localization. The transcript has 26 exons. The record is from RefSeq and is a predicted model, not a curated record.